Messenger RNA from Monosiga brevicollis MX1, 2118 nucleotides. RefSeq lists its product as uncharacterized. NCBI's taxonomy places the organism in Eukaryota, Choanoflagellata, Craspedida, Salpingoecidae. Bases 1 to 2118 code for a protein of 705 amino acids. The record is from RefSeq and is a predicted model, not a curated record. The transcript has 6 exons.
AUGACUCAACGUCUCAUGGCCAGCUUGGCCUUGACUCUGGCCGUCGGCUUGGUCACAGCCAUCGAACCCCCGCGCCCGUACAUGGAUGCAAACUCGGACGCCGUCACUUUGUAUUCUUCCGGUCUCGAGGCCAUUGCCAACGAAAUGGCCAUUCAAGAGCAGCUCAUGGCCGACAUUGCCACCGCCACAACCGAGGCCAACGAUGCCAAGGCCAACCUUGACAAUAUCUUCGACACCUUCAUUGCCCAGCGCACGCUGUAUCAUUCCAAUGCCGAAGCCGUGACCGCCCGCUUUGCCCAGGUUCGAACCCUUGGCGCACAACAGUCGUCUUCAAAGACCCUCCCACCACAAGCGAAUCCGCCUGCCCAAGGCAUUGAAAGUCUGGGCGCUCAUGACACGUGCAUUCUCCAACAGAUUGCAGAUGAUGCUCAGCAGCUCCUUGCUGACAUGUCCCUUUUUGACGCCAUCAUCAACAACGACAUUGAUGCACUCCGCACCGCCGUCUCUGCACUUCCCGAUGGCAUUGAUGCUGACGUACAGACCCUUAAAACCAUGCUGGCCGAUGCCAUUGCCAACGCUGCAUCCCAUGCCGCCCGCAUGGAUAACGCUACCACCACCUUUAUCGCUAACUUGACGGCGCAGGUCACGGCCGAAGUGCAGGCCAACAAUGCGUUUCAAUCUGCAGCCAACGCCACCUUGGAUGCCAUGGCCAACGUUUCCAGCACCUUUGCGCAGCAAGCCAACGACACAAUCGUGGCAGCUGAGUUGGCCCUUGGUACCGCUACCAGUGGCAUUGUCGACGAGCUUCAGACAGCCGUGGAUAGUUCGUAUGGCGUGCUUGCCGACGCUCAAUCUUUGAGUGCCGCUGUGAAUCAGACCCUCCAACAAGCACCGACGCGCAUGGGUAUCGCCAAGAGCCUGUUGGAGGCAGACCUAGGAGCGGAUCUUAGCUUCAAGCUUCUGGUACCAGAUGCUGCCUCCUACGACUACCUUGGCUCUGCGUGUGACGCUGAUGGCACAACGGUGGUGUGCGGCGCCUAUGGUCACCAAGUGGGGGCUGUCUACGUAUGGGAGGUGAAUCCCGAAGCAGAGACCUAUGUGCUCCUUCAAAAAUUGAUGCCUGCGGCUAGCAACAUCUAUGCUGGGACCUCCUUUGGUGGUUCUGUGGCCAUUGACGGUGAUGUUCUUAUCGUUGGCGGCUAUUACUUUGGCGCGAGUACUAGUUCUGCAACUCGCACUGGUGCUGUUUGGGUGUUUGAACGCAACGCGACUGGUCAAUUUGUCCAAAAGCAACGGGUAACGCACCCAUCACCCAAUUACCUGGACGACUGCGGACGUGCCGUUGCGAUCAAGGAUGACGUAUUUGUUUUUAGCUGCCCCAACGAUGAGAACUCGACUGCCAUCAACACGGGAUCGCUGAUUGUAUACGCUAAGAAUGCGAGCUCCGGAGAGUGGGUGCUGAACCAAGCUCCCAUCUACUUGGCCGGCGCCAAGACCAACGAGCGCAUUGGCUAUCAGCAUGGCUCACUGGCCUUUGAUCGAACAAACAAAAACAACUUUGUGGCUGGCGUUCAAUAUCACACCGGUUCAGCAACUUACACUGGUGCCGCGGUAACAUUUACCCGCACCAACAACCAAAGCUAUGCUGUUCAGGCCAUGCUGACGCGGGAGGUACAGGCGUCUUCCGACUAUUUUGGUUGGGCCGUCCUAUAUUACAGCGACACAAUCUUUGUGAGCGCGCCCUACUCAGACUCGAGCGCUACAGGCACCUAUCACGGCAACGUGGACGUGUUCCGCUACAACGGUUCGGCUUGGCGCCUGGUUGACACCCUCACGCGCAAUGUGUCCUAUGAUUAUCUGGGCAUGUCCAUGGACCUGAGCGCGGAUGGCAACAUCUUGUAUCUCGCCUCGGAGCGCCAUCGCACCGACUCUUCUGGGAACAGUGCGCCCUACGUCGGCGUUGUAUACAAGUAUAAUCGUCUCGCCGAUGACUCGUGGUCUUACACGAAGAGCUUCCAACAUGACGAGGGCAUCUCCUACGACUACUUUGGCAGCGGACUGGCGAGUGCGGACGGCUUUUUGGCGGUCGGCGCCUACCAAUAUGACGAGAGUACGUGA